This is a messenger RNA of Gamsiella multidivaricata, 3347 nucleotides long. RefSeq lists its product as uncharacterized. Gene Ontology annotation, biological process: rRNA processing. Bases 68 to 3061 code for a protein of 997 amino acids. Lineage: Eukaryota; Fungi; Mortierellomycota; Mortierellomycetes; Mortierellales; Mortierellaceae. The record is from RefSeq and is a predicted model, not a curated record. The transcript is spliced from 8 exons. Gene Ontology annotation, cellular component: nucleus.
CUAUCCUUCUUCAUCGACCCACCUCAGUCAUCACAUCCACCACCCCCGCCGCCUCCUCCCCCCUACGAUGCCAAAGUCAAGCAGCAAGCGGAAAAAGGAAAAGAAUGCCGACUUCAAGAAAACCAAACUGAAGGUCGGGAAGAAAAAGGCCAUUGCCGACAGCUUUACGGACACGUCCUUCAAAUCAAGGGCCAUCUCGCUUCCUAGCCAAUCCAUCAGCCAUGACAAGACCGCUCUCCUGACGAAUUCCCGCAAUACCACCUUCGCAGAACUCAUAACCCAAUUGAAGCACUAUAGUCCUAGCACUCGCAAGGACGCGCUCUUGGGUAUGCGAGAUCUUUUUCAUCGCCAUCCGCAUCUGUUACCCCUUCACCUCGGUGUCCUUGUCAACACCGUGGUCCGGCUUUUGAUUGACGAUUCGAGCAUUGUGCGCAAGGCUUUACAAUCAUUCCUUGGGGAAUUUAUCCCAAUGCUCCACCCUCGAGACGUUCACCCGUUUUUGCCGCUCCUAAUCGUAUACACUUGCUCCGCCAUGACCCAUAUUUUGGAAGAUAUCCGCGAUGACGCCCUUAAGUUCAUGGAUCUCUGGGUUGCAGUUGGAGGUCAGAUCGCUGUCAAUGGCUUUUGGGAUAAGAUCAUUCCCAACUAUGUCUCGCUCUUAACAUCGGACUCAAAUGCCACGAACGCUUCAAAGCUAUCAAGUGCAAUGUCUUUUUCAGCCUCAGCAGCAUCGGGGAUGGUUGGUGGAGUAGGAUCGACGCUUUCUACCUCAAAGACAGUAGCUGGAGCCAUCACAGGCAAGAACGCACCGGGCUCACUGAAAGCCAAGAGCGAUGUCCUGCAAAGCUUGGCUGGAUUUUUACAAGAAGGUCUGGGAGGAAAAGAAAGCGAGAAGGACCCGUACUGGUUUUUGAGGAACUUUUUGGCAACCGCUCACGCCCGCAAGUCGUUCAACACAGCCAGGACACAUUUUGGAAGUCAUGAUGGGCAGUCCAAAGUAUCAGACGCAAAGAAGCGGAAGGCAUCACAACACAGCGCAAAGGAUCGCACCCUAGGACGCUCCACCCGCAAAAGAGCCCUUUCAAGUGAUGAGUCAAGUGAGGACGACGAGAAGAGCAGUGAAGAGCAAAGCGAUACGGAUGGCGAAUCGCUUCAAACUGAGGAUUCUGCUGAUGAGAAGGAAGCAGAACAAGCAGGAUCGUUGCUGUUCGACCCUACGCCUGUCGUUUCAUUCAGUCAUGCUACCAGGCAUUAUCAAGCACCUGCCAUUUUCCCGAUCCACCCUUCCACUGCUCGCUCUUCAAUGAUCCUCGCUAUUUUUGGCCAAACUCAAAACUCGGGUAGCGACUUUGCUGAGGCUACCAGCAUUCCUAUUAAGGUCUUCCCGCAGCAAGGAGGAGCAGCAGCGUCUGGCGUGGGAGCCAAUGCCGGUGCGAGUGGUAGUGGCAAAAGCGCCGACGAUAGCCUUGGUGGAGCUCAGGGUCGGCUCUCCCAGAUCAAGCCUUUGAUUUCAACUUUGCACCCAUUGUUACUCUCAAUGUGGUUGGAUACUGCGCCGACAGUUUUUGCUUCAACCACGACUAUCCACGCCAACCAUGCUCUGACGAUCGUUCACCUGGUACUAAGAAUUUGGGGUAUUCUUUGGAGGGCAGCCCUGGCCCGGCCAAAGAAGAAUGCAGAGACUGAGGAGGAAAUCGAGCUGGAGAGAGAGGAAGAGCGAUGGCUGGAGGAAUAUCUGCAGGGUUUGCUCCGACAUGUCCUGAUCUACUUUCCGUUCGGCAAGGAUACCGUAGCGAUGAUGGACUCAAAGGUAGCCUCCAUCCUGCAAGAGAUGAAUACCACAUAUUGCGAAUUGACGUCUCUGUUCCUGCUGGGGUCCGGCAUUGGAAGGGUGCGAAGCGUACACAAAGAUAAUUUGAAGAAAUCGACUACGAGCGUCUCUCAGACCAGGGCCAAAAAAGCGUUGAAAACCUCGUACAGACCCUCCAACAAACACGCGAAGAAGCGCAUGGCGGCAAUGGAGGACGAGCCAUUAAUAUCUUCUUCAUCAGAUUAUGACAGCGAGGCGGAUGAAAACGCACCACAGGGUUGGAUCCAUAAAAAUGAUGAUAUGGUCUCUAUCCGAGUGGAGACACCAGCAUGGGCAGACCAAGUUGUCGAUUUUGUUCUCGAUACCCUCGGAUGGGUCACUCCGGAGGGUCAGAAGGACGUCGAUGCAGGUCUCAGUCAAACGCCCAUUAUGAGCAGCCUUUCCACAGACUUUAAGUCUCAGCAUCUGGUGGCCCUCCUUCCCACACUCUGGACUUUGUUGAAUUGCCUGGAAAUCCAACGGAGAGAGUGGGUGUUUGAGGCCCUCAUAACGUACUUUGAUAAUGUCCAUGUACAGAGCGGCGCCAAGAACAUUGUGCUCCAGUUUCUAGCUUUGGUUAUCAAGUUGCAAUCGCACCCCCACUACACCGGAUCUUUUACUGUGACCAUACCGGGAGCCCGUGCCACGGUGGUCCGAAGGGCUUUGUCGGGACUGUCGAAGAAGAGUCGGAGAGAACAGCAGGGCUCGAUCAGAAAGAUGUCCGGUCUUCUUGCGUCUAGCUUACUGAAAUUGCCGAAGUUGUUGUGGGACCUUGGUACGGAGAGAAUCGAGACCAGCCAGACUGUGCUUGAUCUUUUGGCGUGGGUGACCGUGAUCGCAGGGGACAAUCAUGUAGAGGCGGAGCGCGAGAAGGAACGGGUGCAGUUCCUGAAGACGCUGCAGAGCUACAUGGCCCUCUUCUUCUGUGUCACGGUCGCUAACAAGGAUGGCCAAGGUGGGAAGCGGACGGUGAUGGGACCCUUUGUGAAGCUGCCUGCGUCGCUGCAGAGACGAGCUAUUGAGAUUGUGUUUUACUCGGGCGUAUUAGCUGCUGAUCCUUUUUUUGGUGAGAACACCGUGUCUCAGAAGAAGAAGGAUGCCCUCGCGGUCAAGAAUGCACCUCUGCUAGCAGCGGUCAAGUUGUGUUGUCAAGUGGACGAUCUUCCGGACGAGACCAGACUGUACAUUCAGGAAACACUCAGGAUUGCAUAGAACCAAUAAUAAAUAUAGCUUUUGGACGCGACAAAGAAUAUGGUAGUUACGCGCAUGAGUGCGGUUUAGGAUAGUAGGCCGAUAUCUCUCUCGUGAGGACGCGACAAACAACAAUAACUAGACUACAAAUGUAUUUCAUUUUACGCGACAAUAUAGAUAUGGCAUUGCGUUUUGAACACGACUUUUAGAUGGUUGAAUGAUGCAAAGAAAUAAAAAAAAUAAAAAAAAAAAAAAGAAGCGGAAAUUGUUUCAGCUCUUUUUUUUUUUUUUUUUUUUUUUUUUCUUU